AUGCUCGAAACAUCAACUAAAACUCCUCCUCGCCCCUCUCCCCACUCCGGCCCUCCCUCCCUUCUCCACAACCCUCCCUUCUCCCUCCCCUUCCCGUUCUCCCUGCCUUCCCCUUCCUCUCCUCUUUCUUCCUGCAUCCCCCCUCCCGUUCUCUCUCCCCGUUCGCUCCGCUCCCCCCUUCCGCUCCCGUCGCCGCGCGCGCGCAGCCGGUCGUCGUUCAAGGGGAGUCGCGACAAGAUCAAGGAGGGGAAGAAUCUCAUGUCGGUGAUAUCGCUGCGCGAGGCGCUGGGCUUUCUGGACCGCACAACCAAGGACCGCGCGCGCGCGCAGCACAUGAAGCGCUUCAUCCACGACGUCGUCGUCCCCAAACUGGAGCGCGGGGAGCUCCCCCCGUGGGGCGGCGGAACCCAGCGCGCGCCCGACCACCCGGGGCUGGACGAGUUCAUCCGCAAGCUCAUCCUCGCUACAGAGAAACUCGAGUCUUGCUUGCAGCACAAGGAGGUGGCGGGGUACCUGGCGGAGCUGAAGCGCGCCGUGCGCGCCAAGGGGGAGCGGGACGUGCGCGUGGUGCUCGUGGGGGGCGCUGGCGCGGGGAAGAGUCACCUGGGGAACCGACUCGUCUGCCCUGGUAGUGACGGAACUAGAGGGCCUUUCCCUCUUUCAUCCGGCAUGCCUGCCACCACCACCGCUAUCACCCCUGCAGCAGCACGGGCAACUGCGGAAGGGGUUGAAGGGCAAGGGGGAGGGGCGGACGUAGAGAAGCAGCAUCAGCAGAGGCGGCGGCGGAGGCAGCAGCAACAGGAGCAGGAGAAGGAAGGCGUGUCUGCUGCUGCUGCUGCUGCUGCACGGUCCACUGACGGCGCUGUUGCUGCUGCUGCCGGCAGUGCGCCAGCAGCAGCAGCGCCCACCGCCGCAGCUGCCUCUCCUCCCUUCCCCCACACGCCCUCUGCGUCCUCCGCGCCUGCGCCCGCCAUCACCAUUGCAGUGCGCCGCUUGGAGCACCCGGAUCCCAGCCACCUGCGCGCGUCCCUCCUCCCCCGCUCCCCCGCCGCGUUCGAGGCCCUCGUGACGUCCCUGGUCGACUCUCUCGCGCUCUCUGACCCUGCUGCCGCGGCUGCUGCUGCUGCUCUUGGGAAUACCGGCACCAGCACCGGCACCGGCACUGGCACCGGCGGCAUCGGCAGUGGCAACAGCAGCGCAAACGGCAAUGCGGGCGCCACUCUGAAUGCUGCCUCCUCCCGCGCGGUCCACCACCUCCGCGUGUACCUCCGCGAGUGCUUCGGCUGCGCGGUCGUGGACGGCAGGAUUCGUCUGGUAGCGCCGGAAGUGGUGAAGCUGCCAGAGGUGGUGAUAGGGGGCGUGGUGGGGAAGGCGGAGGUGGAGGCGGCGGAGGGGGGGGUGUUUGGGCGCAUGCAGAUGCUGGCGGGGAGCGUUGCUGCGAGGCUCACAGAGGGGCAGCGCCUGGCUGUGGAGGCGCUGCUGUUGGAGUCGCCGGCUAUUGGGUUGCCUGCUGGUUACACCCUCUUCGAUGUGCGUUCUGCUGCUGCUGCUGCUGCUGCUGCUGCUGCGGCUACUGCUGCUGCUGCUGCUGCUGCUGCUGCUGCUGCUGCUGCUGCUGCUGCUGCUGCUGCUGCUGCUGCUGCUGCUGCUGCUGCUGCUGCUGCUGCUGCUGCUGCUGCUGCUGCUGCUGCUGCUGCUGCUGCUGCUGCUGCUGCUGUUGCUGCUGCUUGUAUUGCUACGCCCGGCACGCGCAGUGUCGCAGCCUCCCCAGCCCUGCAGCAGCUACUGCAGCGCGCGGACGUCAUUGUGCCCUGCUCCGCGCGCCAGCCACUCUCUGACCGCCUCAUCCGCGCGCUGCUGUGGCCAGGGCUCUUCUUCCGGCCCCGCCCCCCGCUCUUCCUCAUCCCGCUGGACUACUGCACCGUGGGCGCAGGGGGAGGCGGCGCGGGGGGAGGGGCGGGGGGAGGGGCAGGCUGCGGGGAAGAGAGCAGCAACGGGAAGGCAUGGGGCGAAACGGCUGUAUGGCCAGCAGGAAUGGCAGGAAUGAAUGGAUCUGCAGGUAGAUUUGCCCCAUCCCUCGACUUACCCUUCUCUGCUGCCCUCGGUGCCACUGCUGGCGGCAGCGCCGGGAGCAGCACUGGCGGCGGCAGUGGUGGUGGUGGUGGUGGUGGUGGUGGGAGUGGGAGUGGGAGUGGGAAUGGUGGUGGGGUGAGUGCAGGGCCGCAUGCGGACGAGCGGCGGGCGUAUUUCCGUGCGCGGUUUGCGGGUGUGGCGCGGUGUGGGGCGCUAGCACCGUGUGUGGACGUGCACCAGAGGGCGCAGCUCAGCACUCACCUCGCCCACACUCUGCAAGUGCUCCCGCCCGGCGUGCUCUCCUUCCAGGAGCACCCAGUGCUGCAGUCGCAUGUGUUGCAGCAUGACAAUCAGAUGCUGCUGUGGGCCGCCACUACCCUCGCGUUCACUCUCAACGGCCUCCUCACUCGCCACGGGCUGCUGCCCAACCCACACAGCAACGCCCACCUCGGUAGCAACGGCAACGGCAACCCCAACAGCGGCUGCAGCAGCAAGAAUAACAGCACCGGGAGCGGGAACGGCAGUGGGAGUAGCAAUAGCAGUGCCAGUGGCAGUAGCAUCAAGAAGAGCAGCAGUAGUAUUAAUGUGAAAGAGAGCACAGAGAGCAACAAGCUCGGUGGUAACGGCGACAGAUUAACCGACUUGACUAUCGGCAGCAGCAUGCUUCCUCCUCCUCCUCCUCCUCUCUCUCCUCCUCCCCUCCUGUCUCCCUCUGCGCCUCCUGCUUCGUCUGUGCCUUCUCUACCCUCUCUCCCCUCCACGCCUUCCCCGUCGGAAACCUCAUCCGACCUCCCAUGGAAUCUGCUCCUCUCUGCCGCUGCUCACACUCUCUCCCAUGCACCACCGCACCAUGUACCACCGCAUGGUACCGCACCGCACCAUGCACCACUGGUGCAUACUCCAGCGCAAUCAUCUUCGCUCCCGUCUGCUGCGCCUCCGGGAAAGUCUGAACCUCUCUUCUCAUCCCCAUCUUCUCACCAGCUCCUUCCGUUCUUCCUCCCCGGAAGCAGCAACACCACCAACGGCAGCACCAGCACCAGCAGCAGCAGCAAACCCAUCACCACCACCCCUCCCGCUGGUAGCAGCAGCGCCGCGGCAUUCAGCAGCAUCCCAGGCAGCAGCUGCAGCAACGCCAGCCGCCCCGACGCACUGAGCGCCGCCGCGGCCACCUUUGCAGCGGAAGCCCACUGGGAGCACGUGCGCUUCAAGAGCGAGCAGUGCUUCCUCUCCGCCUUCCGGGAGGAAAUCAACCAGCAGCUGGACGCGCUACGCUGCGAGGUGCAGGAUUACCUGGAGACGUGCGCGUGGGCGAGCGAUGGGAGCGAGCGGUGGUGGCGGAGAAUGGUGGCGUUUGUGGUGGGGGCGCUGCGGCAGUCGUUUGAAGGGCUGGGGGAUGUGGCAUGUGCGCUGAUGCUGGACGAGCAGGAGGCGGCCAUUGCCAUGCUCGCGUCCUCCUCUUCGCAUCCUACCCAGCAAAAGCAAAGCAUGGAGCUCUUUCCAUCCUCGGCAUCCCCACUCACUGCCACCUCCCGCCCCGUGUGCUCCCUCCCUCUCUCUUCCCCCCUUUCUCCGUCUUGCCUCCUCCCUCCCCUCCCCUCCCCCAACCCCUACCUUCUUCCCCAUUCUCUCCCCUCUCUUCCCUCCGAUCUUCCUUACCGCAGCUGCCCAGCAGCACCCCCAUCACUACCACCCUCUCCGCAGGAGGGGCAGGAUGAGCAGGAGGAGCGGGGGCAGCAGCAGGGGCAGCAGCAGGGGCAGCAGGCGGAGCAAGCGGAGCAGGAGGAGGAAGGGGACAUGCUUCUGAGCAUAUCGAGCAGCUUUGUGGUAGCAUCUGAGACGGCCCUAGACAAGCUGUGGUCUGUGCACCGCUCCUUAGGCCUAGAAGCCGCACUCUCCCUCCUCUCCCCGCACCACUUUCCCUCGUCCCGGCGCCUGGGGGACGAUGGGGAUGCGUGGGCGGGGGGGAGGGACGGAGGUGGAAGAGCGACGGGGAGGGCUGGUGCAGGGGGGAGUGUGGCAGGGGGUGGUGGGAAGGGGAAAGGGGUGGAUAAGGGGAAGGCGCGUGUGGAAGAGGAAGGGGCGGCUGGGUGGGCGGGUGUGGGGAGAGGCAUGGGUGAGGGGGUUGGGUGGAACCGCGCUGGGUCUGCUUGUGCUGGUGGUUUGGAUUGGGCCGAGAUGGUGGGAGCGAGUGUUGGGACAACAGCAGCAGGAGCAGGAGCAGCAGGAGGAGGAGGAGCAGGAGAGAAAGGAGAAGGGGAAAGAGAGAUGGGCGCAAAAGUGCAAAGGAUGGGUGGAAUGGGAGGAAUCGGGGGAGCAGGGGAUGUGGGGGCAGUAGAGGGAGUGUUGCAUGGCAUGGUUCGACAAGAGCUGGAGCAGGCAUGGCGGCACCACAUGGCUCGCUCCAUAGAUGCCUCAGCAGCAGCGGACUUUGCGCAGGAGAGCACAGUGCGUCUCUUUGAUGCGCCCACCAGCGUUGCCAUGCGUCUGCGCCACUGGGCGCACCACACCAUGGCCCCGCAGGCCCUCUCCCUCGCCCUGCACGUCCUGCAUCCCCUCGCCUCCUCCUCCUGCCUCCCAACGUCGUUUUCCGCUUUGCCUAGUCCUGCCCCUGCUGCGGCUGCGGCUGCAGCUGCGGCUGCGGCUGCGGCUGCUUUGCUCUCUGCCGCAGCUGGUGCGGCUGGUGAGACUGCUGCUGGAAAUGCCGACGCUGCUGCUCCUCCUCCUGCUGCUGCCACUGCCACACCUUUUCCGUGGUUGACAAAGGGGCAAGCCACAAGUGCUGUUGGUCCCUGUGGGCUUGCACUUGCCUCUCACCCACCUGCUUCACUUCUAGACGCUGGAUCAGCAGCAGCAGCAGCAGCAGCAGCAGCAGGGGGUGCAGUGGCGGCAGGGUUGGCAGCAGCAGCAGCAGCAGAUAGCCCUAGGAAGCACCACCUCCCGUUCUUUCCAGGCCUGACGAACGAUGCAGCUCCUGCUCUGGCAGUUCCUUCGUCCACUGUUGCUGCUUCUGCUGCCGCUUCUGCUGCUGCUGCUGCAGCUGCUCCAGGCAUGCGUGUGGGGCGAGUGGUAACAGGGGAGGAGGUGAAGGCGAGGAAGGGGGGCCUGGAGGUGGCAAAAGCAGCAGUGGCAGUGAGAGAAGUGGCGCUAGGGCUGUUGGUACUGUCCAAGGAUAUACUCAAUCCCACCCUCACCAUCCCCUGCAGACCCAUACCUUCUGUGCGCAAGCUUCCACCUCCCCCAGUCCUGCCCGGCCGCCACCCAACAUCGGAUGCCAUCACUAUCAACUACACCACUCCACCCUCCGCUGGGAUAAGCAGUCUCGCACCCACCGGGCUAGGAACCGGCACAAACCAUAGCUUAACCGCUGCCACUAAUGCUGCAAUAACCACCAACAGUGGCGCCAUAGCUUCAUUUCCGGGUGGGUCAGGCUCAGGAGAAGCACCAGGCGCAUGGUCAGGGUCAGGGGCAGCACCGGCCGCGCGCAUCGACAACGCUGCUUGCUCUGUCCGCGCCACUGUCGCCGCCACCGCCGCGGCUGCCGCAGCCGCGGCUGCUGCUGCCCGUGCCUCUCAAGGCCUGCCCCCCAGCCGUCUUCCUGACUCCGGCCCCCCCUUACUCCACCGAAAACUAAAACAAGUUCCUUUGCAGGCCCGACCAGGGCCGGAGAUCAUCUGGGUGACUGAUCUAACAGGCGGGCCGGGAGGCGAGCGGGAUGUGAAGUCGCCGUAUUCAUGGCUGGAGUUCACGCGGAGUCCGGCGAGGGCGCGGGCGAUAAGAGUGGGGCAGUGGGCGGACAUCUUCCUGAACCACUACGAGCAUGUGUGCAAGCAUGCCACGAACGUUGUUGAACAGAUCUGCCCCCCCAUGUUCUUCAUUUCCAAGGACCCCUUCUCCCCUGCUGCUCUCCGCACCUACGACCUCCUCUCUGCCUCCUCCUCUUCCUCCUCCUCCUCAUCCACCCCACCCGUACCCUUCACUCGCACACCCCACCCGGGAGCCUCUCUCUCUCCACCCGCCUCCGCCAGCAUAGCUGCCCGCACUGCUUCCGCUGCCACUCCCGCUACCACAGGAGCCACUUCCAGCCACAGCACCGCACCAUCACCAUCCCCAUCACCAUCACCAGCACCACUAUCACUGCCAUCACCAGCGGAGCCGUUCCUGUACUCCUUCCUGGUGGUGGAGCGGCGGCACAUGCUAGAGGUGGCGCCAGAGGUGGCUGCGCGCCUGCCGUGGCACAUGUGGCCUGUCGUUGUUCCGGAUCACUCGCACCCUGCAGAGCUCUGCGAGGCCGCCAAGCUUGUUGCAGAGUCCAUGCUCGGCAUGGGGCCCAAGUCGUACGCGCUCAUCCCCUCACACACACGCUUCUACGAGUUCAUCUCAUCGCCCUCCCUCUCAACACCAUCACCAACACCAUCAUCAUCCCAGCAACAACAACACCACCAACACCAGCCGCACCAGCAGCAGCAGGUGGAAUCCGUGGCACCAAGAGCCCUGCAGUUCGCACAGGCUGUACUAGCAGCGGAACGAGCCGCCAGCCACCGCUCCCUGCAGCACCACAUGGGAGCACGCGAGUUCAAAACCAGCCUGGUAGCACUAGCCAUGGAGGAUGCGCAUGGGACCGUGGAGGGGCGCAUGGCUUUCCAUCGGUUCAACGUGGGGUAUGAUGCGGCUCUUGGGUCGAUUGCACAAGGGGGAAGAGGAGGAGGAAGGGGUGGAGGAGGUGGGAGUGGUGGUGGUGCUGUGUCGGCGGCAGCGCUGCAGAUCAAGAUAGAGGAGCUGUUUGAUCCUCUCCUGCCUACUGUGAAGGAGCGGCUAGAGGAGCUCCUGGAAGACGUGCACGCAGUGGCAGCUGUCUCUCUCUCUCACGGCGCCUACGCCCGUCAGCGCCACCUCCUGCUGCGCCUGCACGCAGCCAACUAUGAGGCCGGGGGCCCCCCGUCCUCGCUCAUAACUCUCAACGACAUCGAGUCGCAGCGCCCCUUCUCCUACUGCGGCCCCAGCAGGGUGCUAGACGAGGUGCUGGUGCCGCACGUGUGCUCCGAGGAGGAGUUUUUGCAGCAGUGGAGAGCGGUGCAGAAGAUUUUCUUUUUGCAGCUGCUGGAGUGUGGGAGGAGGGUGCUGUGGACGCCGCAGUUCCAUGCCGUGGAUGUCCCCCCGGGGUCCGUGCGGCCGAGUAAAGGGGCUCGCUAA
Molecule: messenger RNA, 7263 nt
Organism: Closterium sp. Naga37s-1
Lineage: Eukaryota; Viridiplantae; Streptophyta; Zygnematophyceae; Desmidiales; Closteriaceae
Source: the annotation of a GenBank genome assembly